Molecule: messenger RNA, 1161 nt
Organism: Charadrius vociferus (killdeer)
Lineage: Eukaryota; Metazoa; Chordata; Aves; Charadriiformes; Charadriidae
Gene: WNT10A
Product: wingless-type MMTV integration site family, member 10A
Exons: 7
Coding region: 1-1161 (386 amino acids)
Biological process (GO): multicellular organism development; neuron differentiation; cell fate commitment
Cellular component (GO): extracellular region
Molecular function (GO): frizzled binding; cytokine activity
Source: RefSeq, a predicted model, not a curated record
AUGAGGAAACAGGUCCUCCCCCGCCUGCCCCCGCUGUUAGUGCUGAGACGCUCCUGCUCCAAUGAGAUCCUGGGCCUGAAGCUGCCGUCGGAGCCGGUGCUGAACGCCAACACGGUGUGCCUGACCCUGCCGGGACUGACACGGCGGCAGCUGGAGGUGUGCGUGCGCCACCCCGACGUCACUGCCUCGGCUAUCCAGGGCAUCCAGAUUGCCAUCCACGAGUGCCAGCACCAGUUCCGGGACCAGCGCUGGAACUGCUCCAGCCUUGAGACCAAGAACAAGAUUCCCUACGAGAGCAUCAUCUUCAGCAGAGGCUUUCGGGAGAGCGCCUUCGCCUAUGCCAUCGCGGCCGCCGGCGUGGUGCACGCCGUCUCCAACGCCUGCGCCCUCGGCAAGCUGCAGGCCUGCGGCUGCGACCAAAAGCGCCGGGGGGAUGAGGAGGCUUUUCGGCGCAAGCUGCACCGGCUCCAGCUGGAGGCCAUGAACCGCGGCAAAGGCAUGGUGCACGGAGUGCACAUGGAGCACAUGCCGGCCGAGACCCCCGGCCUCCAGGACUCCUGGGAAUGGGGAGGGUGCAGCCCCGAUGUGGACUAUGGGGAGAAGUUUUCCAAGGAUUUCCUCGACUCCCGGGAAACCUACAGGGAUAUCCACUCCCGCAUGAGGCUGCACAACAACCGCGUGGGCCGGCAGGUGGUGAUGGACAACAUGAGGAGGAAGUGCAAAUGCCACGGCACCUCAGGGAGCUGCCAGCUGAAGACGUGCUGGCAGGUGACGCCUGAGUUUCGCCUGGUGGGGUCCCUGCUCAAGGACCGCUUCUACGGGGCCACCCUCAUCCGGCCCCACAACCGCAACGCCGGGCAGCUGGAGCCGGGCCACGCUCGGCAUCGCCGCCGGCUGGAGCUGAAGAAGAGGAAGGUGGGUGGCAGCAACAGGGAGGGACAUCAGGGUCCACCAGCAAUUCCAGCUCGUUGCUUCCGUGAGGCAGAUGGAGGAGGCAAAAGCAACCUGCUUCAGGGGAGCUGCAAUUUCAGGAGGGGGUCCACGUUGUUGCGGAUGGGUGAGGGCACAGGGAACCUCAAAGAGGCUCCAGGGCUGGCAUCAACCAUCCAGGAGCAAAAAGAGCCAUCUUGUGCCCAGAAGGGCUGGCAGCCGGAGGCAUGA